This is a messenger RNA of Penicillium antarcticum, 3858 nucleotides long. RefSeq names its product putative RNA binding effector protein Scp160. Bases 1 to 3858 code for a protein of 1285 amino acids. The record is from RefSeq and is a predicted model, not a curated record. Gene Ontology annotation, molecular function: mRNA binding. The transcript has 4 exons. Gene Ontology annotation, biological process: nuclear division. Gene Ontology annotation, cellular component: nucleus; cytoplasm. NCBI's taxonomy places the organism in Eukaryota, Fungi, Ascomycota, Eurotiomycetes, Eurotiales, Aspergillaceae.
AUGGCUGCCGAAGCCCCCUCUACCAACGGCGGAUCUCUCGCCGCUAUGCUGGAACAACAGCACGCCCGCGAUGAGGCGCACAAGCCCACUGUGGAGGAUGUGGUCGAUGAGGAGGACCUGAAGCACCCCCCUCUCGCUGCGCCCAAGGUCGAGCCUACCCCCUCUGCCUCCGCCGAGACCGCCUCAGCACCUGCUCCUAAGCCCACCAAGUCCGCCCCCAAGAAGCCAACAUUUGAUGUACAAUCGGAGGAGUUGUUCCCAGCUCUUGGUAGCGGCCCCAAGCCUGCCGCUCCUGCUGCGGCUACAUGGGGUGCUAAAAAGACUGGCGCGGCUGCCGUUGCAAAUGGCUCGCCCGCUCAACCAAUGGAUAUCCCCCGUAUCAUGACUCUUCCUGGAAAGCACAUGGAGCAGCUCCGUCUUGCUCCCUCUCAGAUGCUCCCCCGCGGACAACUGAAGAAGCCUCUGCCUGAAAUUCUUCGUGACAUUUCUCGUAGAUCCAAGGCUACUGUGGACAUGCGCGGUGGCCCGGGUGGUUCUAUCAUUUUCGACGGAAAGGGUUCCGUGGAUGCAGUACGGCAGGCCCUCCGUGAGGUGGCUCAACAGGUUGGAUCUAAGCAAUCCGUCCGUGUCCCUAUCCCUACCUCUGCUCGUCCCCACAUCAUUGGUCGCCAAGGUGCCGUUGUUCAGGAUAUCCAGGGCCGCACUGGUGCCCGUGUGCAAGUUCCCCGCGCCGACGACAACUCCGCUGGUGCCGAGGAUGAUGACGAUGACACCAUUGACGUCUUGAUCGAGGGUGAUGCCGUGGCUGCGGAGAUGGCCCGCCGAGAGAUUGAGGCCAUUGUGAAGGAGCGCGGCUCAAACAUGAGCUUCCGCUUGAAGACUAUUCCCCCAGAGUUCUUCCCCUUCAUUGCCGGCGCACACGACGCCAACCUGCGCGCAAUUGAGGAGCGCACAAAGGCACAGGUCAAUGUUCCCCGCUAUGAUACUUGGUCAAGCCAGCCUCCUCCCCAGGAGGCCAGCCCCGGCCAGGUUCAGUUUAUGGCCUGCCCUGAUAAGCACAUUUUGAUUUCUGGAGAACGUGCUGCCGCACAAGAAGCUCGUGCCGAGAUUGAGCAAUUGGCCGCCAAGUUGCGCCAGCAGCUUACUCUCCGCCAGCUCGCCAUCAACCGUGGCCAGCACCAGUUCAUUCUGGGUAACGAGGCCGAUGCUCUGCACAAAUUCGUUGAGCAGACUGGAUGUGCCAUCGUUCUCCCUCCCAGCGACGAUGAGAGCGAAUUCCUGACCAUCACUGGUCCUGUUGACCAGAUCGAGGCUGGUAUUAACCACGCUAUGGAUCUUGCCACCAGCAUGCAGAUGGCCAGCAUUGACCUGUCCCGCCAGCACCCUACCGCUCCAGCUGGCCCCGUCGCCCACGCCCGUGCUCUGUCUCAGUACCUGCGCCGCCGCCAGGUCAUCAAGGAGCUCGAGUCAGCCUACGAUGCCCGCAUCGCUCUUCCUCCCAGCGUUGAUGGACCAAUUACUUGGGAGGUUUACUCUCGUGAUGGCAAGAACACCAUCCGUGCCCGCUCCGACAUCAUGAACCUUGUCCAGGCUCUCCCUCCCUCCAAGCUCCGCCACGUCCCUGUCGACCCGUACUUCCACCAGUACCUCCGCAAUCGCAGCGCCAGCGCCCUCCAGGGUGACUAUGGCGUUCACCUUAUGAUCCCCGAUGACAUCAACAGCCCCGAGGUCGUGCUGGUCUAUGAAGGCCCCUCCUCCACUGCUUCCCGCUUCGAGGUCCCCAGACAGCGCCCCUCACCUGCCGAGGUUGCUGCUUUCGAAAAGAGCCUACAGGAGGCCCAGGAGUUCCUUCUCAGCGCCCUUGGAGACCAGAAUGAUAUCAUUGCCAAGUCGGUCGCCAUUCCCGCCAAGUACCAGGAGAAGGCCCGUAAGUUUAUCAUCCGUGAGCAAGAGGCCAAGGGUGAGGAGAGCAUCCCCGUCCGUGCUAUUGUCGACGAGCCCAAGGCUUCCCAGUGCCAGGUUUCCCUCCGUGGACCUUCCGCUUUGGUCAACGAGCUUGUCGCCAAGCUGGAGGCUUUCGUUGUUGAGCAGGAGCAAGACGACCUGGAGCGCGGAUACACCGUCAGUUUCGACUUCCCGCAGAAGUACGCCAACUUCCUCAUUGGCAAGCGCGGUGAGAACAUCAACAAGCUCCGCGAGGAGUUCGACGUCGACAUCAAGGUCGAGAACGGCAAGGUUGAGGUCAAGGGUCCGAAGGCCAAGGCUGACGCCACUCGCAUGCGCAUCAUCAACAUGGGCAAAAAGCUGGAGGAUGAGACCACCCAUAUCCUCAAGAUUCCCGCCCAGUAUCACCGCGAACUGAUCGGCCAGCGCGGAAACCAGGUCAACCGUCUGCAGGACCGUUACUCCGUCCGCGUCCAGUUCCCUCGCGCCACUGUCAACGACGAUGUCGCCGAGACCGGCAGCGAUGCUGGCGCUUCUCGUCCCAACCGCUCCCAGCAGGCUGCUGAUGAGGUUCUGGUCAAGGGCCCCAGCAAGGGCGCUGACUCUGCCCGUGACGAGAUCCUCAGCUUGCUGCAGUGGGUUAUUGACCACGGUCACUCUGCCACCAUCUCCGUCGCCCAGAACCAGGUCGCUUCCUUGAUUGGACAGCGCGGUCGUGAGAUGGACAAGCUUCGUGCUGAUACUGGUGCCCAGAUUGAUGUUCCAAACGCCAACGAUGCGCCGGAUGCAUCUGGCCGGGUUGCUAUUCGUGUCAAGGGUACCAAGCAGCAGGUUGCUGAGGCCAAGAAGAUCUUGCAGCAGCGUGCUACCGAGUUCGAUGCUACCGUUACUAAGUCCAUUGACGUGGACAAGAAGUACCACAAGGCUUUGAUCGGUGGAGGCGGUGCCAACAUCCGUAAGAUCGUUGUCGAUGCCGGUGGCCCCAAUGACGGCAGCGCCGCCAGAAUGGUGCGCUUCCCUCGCGCUGAGAGCGCCGAGUCCACCAUCCGCCUUGAGGGCAACGGCGCCAUCGUUGACAGCAUCAUCGCUGCCAUCGAGGCAUUCGUCAAGGAGCGUGAAGACCAGGUCACUGAGAUCCUCGACGUCCCCACUGCCCAGCACCGCAUGCUGAUCGGCCGUGGUGGUGACACCCGCCGUGGUAUCGAGUCCAAGUUCAACGUCACUCUGGACAUCCCCAAGCAAGGCUCGGGCCGCACGGAUGUUAAGCUCAAGGGCCCCAGCACCGCCGUCAAGAGCGCCAAGGAGCACCUUCAGUCCAUGCUGAAAGACCAACAUGCCGAGACCGUUGACGUCCCCCGUCACCUUCACCACGCCAUCGCCGACAACGGCCAGAUCUUCCGCCGCCUUCGUAACGACUACCAGGUAACAGUCGACCACGCCGGCCAAACCGUCCCGGUGAACGCCACCUCCGAAGAAACCCGCGACGCCAACGUCCCCGACAUGCCCCUGAUUACCGACGACCCUGACGCCCCCAGCGACGCCCACUCCUGGAAGGUCAUCGACAACAACGUCGAUGCCGACCCAACCGCCAAGCCCUUCCCCUGGGUCCUCACCGGCUCCCCAGAGCAUGUAGCCAAGGCCCGCGCAGCCAUCGAAAAGGCCAUCGCCGGCGCUGCCGCCCAGUCCGCAACCGGAUACUUGAUCCUGCCAGACCCCAAGACCUACCGCUACGUCGUCGGCCAAGGUGGCAGCCAGAUCAACGCCAUUCGCAAGAAGACCGGCUGCCGCAUCAACGUGCCCAAGGAUCAAGCUCGCGGUGAAGCGAUCGAGAUCCGGGGUAGUGCUGCCGGUCUGGACGAGGCCAAGGAGAUGAUCCUGGAAGCUGUGCAGAAUGGUUUGAACGGUGCGCGGUAA